AUGGUGAAGCAGAUUGAAAGCAAGUCUGCUUUUCAGGAAGUCUUGGACAGUGCAGGAGAUAAGCUCGUUGUGGUGGACUUCUCAGCCACGUGGUGUGGGCCCUGCAAAAUGAUUAAACCUUUCUUUCAUGCCCUCUCUGAAAAAUUUAACAACGUGGUGUUCAUUGAAGUAGACGUGGAUGACUGCCAGGAUAUUGCUGCAGAGUGUGAAGUCAAAUGCAUGCCGACCUUCCAGUUUUUUAAAAAGGGGCAAAAGGAGGGAUGGGCUACAUUUGGAGACACAGAAGUGGAGGCAGAAAAGAAGGGUUCCUUCCUGACUCCCCAGUGA
This is a messenger RNA of Lepus europaeus (European hare), 327 nucleotides long. Its product is annotated as thioredoxin-like. The coding region runs from base 1 to 327 and encodes 108 amino acids. The record is from RefSeq and is a predicted model, not a curated record. Lineage: Eukaryota; Metazoa; Chordata; Mammalia; Lagomorpha; Leporidae. The transcript has a single exon.